Molecule: messenger RNA, 2096 nt
Organism: Vigna angularis (adzuki bean)
Lineage: Eukaryota; Viridiplantae; Streptophyta; Magnoliopsida; Fabales; Fabaceae
Product: non-specific phospholipase C2
Exons: 7
Coding region: 109-1503 (464 amino acids)
Biological process (GO): phospholipid catabolic process
Molecular function (GO): hydrolase activity, acting on ester bonds
Source: RefSeq, a predicted model, not a curated record
AAUUUUUAUUUGGGUCUCACUCCCACAUACACAUUGUAGCAUCAUCUUCCUCAUCCCCAAAAUCCAAAAAUCUCAAAUCCCAAAACCUCGUUCUCACGAGCCAAACCAAUGUGCUUCCAAAGAUUGAACCAUUUCCCUCUCUUCCUAACCUUUUUCCUCCUCUUCCACCAUGCCACUCCAAACCCCAUCAAAACCGUCGUCGUUAUGGUAAUGGAGAACCGCUCCUUCGACCACAUGCUCGGCUGGAUGAAGCGCCUCAACCCCGCCAUCAACGGCGUCACCGGCUCCGAGUCCAAUCCGCUCUCCGUCACCGACCCCAACUCCAAACGCUUUUUCUUCAAAGACCAGGCUCACUACGUCGACCCGGACCCGGGCCACUCCUUCCAGGCCAUCCGCGAACAGAUUUUCGGCUCCAACGACACCUCCGCCAACCCUCCGCCCAUGAACGGCUUCGCGCAGCAGGCCUUCUCCAUGGACAACACCUCGCAUAUGUCCGAGAACGUCAUGAACGGAUUCCUCCCCGACCUCCUUCCGGUCUACAAAACGCUCGUUUCGGAGUUCGCUGUUUUUGAUAGGUGGUUCGCCUCCGUGCCGGCUUCCACCCAGCCGAACCGUCUAUUCGUGCACUCGGCAACAUCAGGCGGCGCCACCAGCAAUGUGGCGGCCAAGCUGGCGGCUGGGUACCCGCAGCAAACGAUCUUCGACAGCGUGUACGAUGCAGGAUUAGACUUCGGGAUAUACUACCAGAACAUCCCCGCCACACUUUUCUACCGGAACCUUCGGAAGCUGAAGUACGUGCUGAAGUUCCACUCUUACGACUUGUCGUUCAAGCUGCACGCCAAAGAGGGGAAGUUGCCGAGCUACACUGUGAUGGAGCAGCGGUACAUGGACACGAAGUUAAUCCCUGCCAAUGAUGAUCACCCAUCGCACGAUGUGUACCAGGGGCAGAUGUUUGUGAAGGAGGUGUACGAGACACUGAGGGCCAGCCCGCAGUGGAACCAGACCCUCUUUCUUAUCACGUACGAUGAACAUGGAGGAUUUUACGACCACGUGCCUACCCCCGCGCGUGGAGUGCCCAGUCCUGAUGGGAUUGUGGGUCCUGAACCGUUUAACUUCACCUUUAAUAGGUUGGGAGUGAGGGUCCCAACCAUUGCUAUCUCGCCUUGGAUUCAGAAGGGUACAGUUGUUCAUGGGCCAAAUGGGUCACCAACUCCUACAUCCGAAUAUGAGCACUCAUCCAUUUCAGCAACAGUGAAAAAGCUCUUCAAUUUGCCUUCAUUUUUGACCAACAGAGAUGCUUGGGCUGGAACCUUUGAGGGCAUUGUUCAGACAAGAACAGAGCCAAGGACAAAUUGCCCAGAGAAACUUCCAACCCCUGUAAAGAUCAGGGAGGGAGGGCCUAAUGAAGAUGCCCAGAUGAGUGAAUUUCAGCAGGAAUUGAUCCAACUUGCAGCAGUGCUUAAAGGAGAUAAUAUCCUCACUAGUUUUCCAGAAAAAUUGUAGACUAAGACAUACCACAGUUUCAGGAACUCCAGGAGGGGGUAAGGAAAGGUUUUUGGGUGGAGGACCUGAGAGAUAAGCUCUCUUGUUAAAACGCCAUUCUCCAAUCUUCCCAUAUGUCAAUUCCCCCUGAAUGGAUAAGUAAUAGGAGUAAAGAUGCAAUUCCUCAUUCACAAAUAAACAAACCUGGAGCAUGAAGUUAUCAUGAAGAACAUGCCGUACACCGUGCAAUGCCGAAGCCACAGCGUAUGCAUACCUGAAUUCAAAAGAGUUAAAGCAGAAAUGAAUAGUGACAGGGAAACAUUCACCCAUGUGGGAGCUAUUUCCUCCAGCAAGGACUGAUGUUAAAAAAAAUCAGUUCCUCUAUAGAAGCUAUCAUGCUUUGUAAUAACUAUAACUGUUAACUAUAUUGAUUGAAAAUUCACCUUCUGAAUGAUUACAGGAGAAUUUCCAAUGGGGUCAAUAUCUGUAAUAGGACCAUUCGCCUUAGGGUAGAAUUUUCUAAUUAUUUUUUCAUGUUUAUCUGGUUUUAUGUAGAAAAAUGGAUACCCUGCUGGUUGAUUUCCAUUAGCCAAAUUAGGCAAAGGUUUUACAAA